CCGACGAGAACGCUGCGGUAGCCAUUUUGAUGGAAGUUCGAGGUUAGAAAAAAACAAGCAGGCGGGUUUUUGUUGUGUAUUUUCAGUUGUUUAUCACUGACCGUGCGCUGUUUUGUAGCAGUUGAACACUUGUAAAUUAAUUAUUCGUUGGUAAUUUGACGAGCUUUCGCCUCCUGCCUCACUCCACUCGUGUAAAACCGUUGAAAAAAACAACCGCGCGGACGCCGCGGAGAGCUUCCUGCCAUUCAUUUGCCGUUAGCGGUGUAGCGCAGAGUGGAUGGACGAUAAUUUAGGGCGAGAGCUUUAUGGACAAUAAACAUACAUCCCCCAUAUAAUCGUAACCACAGGUACCUGUGUUUGAUAGAUAACGUACUGUUUGGUGCAGCGUGCGCGUUUUGAGCUCGAACUGUUGCCGUAUUUGCUAGCUAGCAGUGCUAGCUGACUAAAUAAUUGAGCGAGCGCGGUGGCUAACCACCGCUAGCACAGAGCGAGCGGCCGCUGUGAUAUUCACCGUCCGAGUGAACUAUGUCUGAGUGUUACAUUCGCGUGGCUGAGGACGAGAAUGAGGAGCCGAUGGAAAUCCCCUCGGAGGAAGACGGCACGGUGCUGUUGUCUACCGUAGCAGCGCAGUUCCCCGGAGCCUGCGGCCUGCGCUACCGAAGCCCCGUGUCCCAGUGCAUGCGGGGGGUGCGCCUCGUUGAGGGCGUGCUGCACGCACCAGACUCGGACUGGGGCAACCUGGUCUACGUGGUCAAUUAUCCGAAAGAUAACAAAAGAAAGAUGGAUGAAAUGGAUGCUGCCUCUGCUGUAAAGAUUAAGAGAGGUAUUCAGAAAACCUCAGAUUUAAUCGUUCUUGGCUUACCAUGGAAAACCUCUGAACAAGACCUGAAAGACUAUUUCAGUACUUUUGGGGAGGUCAUAAUGGUACAGGUUAAAAGAGAUGUGAAAACUGGGAACUCCAAAGGAUUUGGCUUUGUGAGAUUUGCAGACUAUGAGACACAGAUUAAAGUCAUGUCUCAACGGCAUAUGAUUGAUGGAAGGUGGUGUGACUGUAAGCUCCCUAACUCAAAGUAUUUCCUGGAACAGGCCGGGCCAGACGAGCCUAUGCGGAGUAGGAAAGUGUUUGUGGGCCGCUGUACUGAGGACAUGACUGCUGAUGACCUUAGGCAGUUCUUUAUGCAGUAUGGCGAAGUCACAGAUGUCUUCAUUCCUAAGCCUUUCCGGGCUUUCGCCUUUGUCACUUUUGCUGACGACCAGGUUGCCCAGUCCCUGUGUGGAGAGGACCUGAUCAUAAAGGGCACCAGUGUGCACAUCUCCAACGCAGAGCCUAAGCAUAAUAAUAGUAGGCAAAUGAUGGAUCGUGGUCGUUUCGGGGGGUUUGGGCAGGGCUUUGGUAGCAGUCGCAGUCCUAACAGCAGUGUGAAUUUUGGGGCUCUUAGCCUCAACCCAGCCAUGAUGGCAGCUGCCCAGGCAGCCCUCCAGAGCAGCUGGGGUAUGAUGGGCAUGUUGGCCAGUCAGCAAGGUCAGACGGCUGCCUCUGGCACCACUGCUGCUGGCCAAACAAGUGGCAGCAGAGAUCAGAACCAGAGCUAUAGCACAAGUGGUAACUAUAACACCACCAGUUCAGCUAGUCUAGGGUGGGGUGCAGGCACUAAUUCGGCCUCUGGCAGUGGGUUCAAUUCUGGCUUUGGCUCUAGUAUGGAGACCAAGUCUAGUUGGGGGAUGUAAAGAGUUGCUUUUGAAGUGUCCUGAAUUCUAGAUUAUAUGGUAAGUAUUUUGAGAAGAAAGUUUGUAGUCAGAUCUUAUGUCCCUUGUAUUUAGAAGAUAUCUGCUUUUUUUUCCUUUUUGUUUAAAAAAAAAAGUUAUACAUGAAAAAGAUUGAGUGGAUGAAAUUGUGAGAGUGGUACGAACACUAAGUAGAAAUUUGAUUUUUUUUCAGUGAUUCAUUUUGGCUAUACCUGAUCUCCAUAAGUAACGAGUAUUGAGAUCUCAAAUGUGUAUGAGAAUUGUUAGCGCUUCAGUGCCCUCUCAAUCAUACGUAAAGAUGCUGGGUUUUUUUUGUUUGUUUGUUUUUUAAACCUGAUUUGAAUUGUAUUGUGUAGAGUUGUUUGCAUUUUUUGUUUGAAGUUGAUGGUCAAGCCUUCAUAAAUCUCUUCUACAGUUCACCACCUCUUUUCCAAUUUCCCGGGAAGAAGCCCCUCGUUGGCCGCAAUGUUCGAGCGAUCUCAGUAUCAGUACCCUUCUUCCCAUGUGUAAAUGCUUUGCCAUCAAAGAACACAGCUUCACUCUGCAUUUACUGUGUUAGACGGUGGGUGUUGUCUUUUUCUCCCCUUUUUCAUGGAUGAAUCUGUCCGUUAUGUAUCGCUUUGAGAGCAAGUGAGAUGAUGGUGAUGGAUUGUUGGUGGAGAGACUGAAUGAGCGAACGGACUGAGAGAACAUGAACGCAAGUGUGAAAAGAGCUGGUUGUGCGAUGAAAAAAGCAAGAUGCCUGCAAGAUGUGAGAAGAACCUGUGUGAGCGAGUGUGAGCAGCAGCAGCGUAUGUUUUCUGUAGCACCAUCAGAUGGACAUUCGUUGCAUCCUUUAUUCCCCUUUGAUCUCUCUCCUCUCUUCCCUUUUCUCAUAUAAUCAAGCUUAUAUAGUUACAGAAAAAUGUAUGUAGUGGAAUGUCUAGAAAUCUAAGUAUUUGUAUUCUUGCUCUAUUAUCUGUUGUGAAUGCUUGUAUGGUAUGUGUGUUCUAUCUCCUCCCUGUUACUGAUCUCCAAGUGUGAACAAGUGAAGUGGUGUUGUCUGUGAGAAGGCACUGGGGAGUGGGGGUGUGUGGCGUGUGAGCGUGUGCUCUGAGUGUCUAAAGAGGGGUGAUGUGGCGGUGAAAGUUGAAGAAUCCCUAUAGAAAGGUUGCAUUUGUUAAGUGUUUUGAAUGCAUUUUAUAUGUUUUGUGAAAUCAAAGGGAACUCUCGAAUAAAACUAAUUUGACUAGGUA
Pygocentrus nattereri (red-bellied piranha) is the source of this 2981-nucleotide messenger RNA. It is a transcript of the gene tardbpa, whose product is annotated as TAR DNA binding protein, like. The record is from RefSeq and is a predicted model, not a curated record. Lineage: Eukaryota; Metazoa; Chordata; Actinopteri; Characiformes; Serrasalmidae. Gene Ontology annotation, molecular function: RNA binding. Bases 526 to 1728 code for a protein of 400 amino acids. Gene Ontology annotation, cellular component: nucleoplasm. Gene Ontology annotation, biological process: regulation of gene expression. The transcript has 5 exons.